Molecule: messenger RNA, 327 nt
Organism: Lottia gigantea (owl limpet)
Lineage: Eukaryota; Metazoa; Mollusca; Gastropoda; Lottiidae
Exons: 3
Biological process (GO): removal of superoxide radicals
Molecular function (GO): superoxide dismutase activity; copper ion binding
Source: RefSeq, a predicted model, not a curated record
GAACACGGUUUACAUGUACAUGAAUACGGAGAUAUGAGAGGUCAUUGUAGCUCUGCUGGUCGGAUCUUUAACCCCUACCAAAUGGCACAUGGAGGUAGACAAAGUGCUGUGCGGCGCUUGGGUGACUUUGGUAAUGUACGUGAAGAUGCAGAAGGCAACAUAUUUCAAACGUUUGAGAUACCUAACACAUCAAUUAUUGGACCACUGACCAUAGUUGGAAAAGCUCUGGUGAUCAAAUCUGGCCCCGAUAGCCUUGGUGCUGGAGGAAUGCCCCUCGGAGCACCUGGUGGUGGAUCGGGCUAUCCAGCUGGGUGUUGUGUCAUAGGA